This is a messenger RNA of Peromyscus eremicus (cactus mouse), 3891 nucleotides long. RefSeq names its product protein phosphatase 4 regulatory subunit 4 (gene Ppp4r4). Gene Ontology annotation, molecular function: protein binding; protein phosphatase regulator activity. The transcript is spliced from 24 exons. Gene Ontology annotation, cellular component: protein serine/threonine phosphatase complex; cytosol. Bases 553 to 2892 code for a protein of 779 amino acids. The record is from RefSeq and is a predicted model, not a curated record. NCBI's taxonomy places the organism in Eukaryota, Metazoa, Chordata, Mammalia, Rodentia, Cricetidae.
CCAGGUGAGAUACUAAGUAGAUUUAUUUGCCACCACCCCAAUAACCUUGAGAGGAGGCAUGUUAGUUUCAGAGCUGUUACAUCUGUCUUCAAUAAAUAGUAUCGAUUAAAAAAUUGCUAAACUCCCAAAUAAGGGGAGGAAAUGACCAAGUAUCAGUGAUGACCCAAGAAGUAUGAGAUAGCAGUGAGGAAAUCUCUUAGUCUCUGCUGGUUUCUUAACAGUGGACAGUCCCAGAUGUUGAAGUCAGCACAACAUGAGAAAAACCUAAAUCCUGAUAAGAGUUGAGGAUUUUUCAAAAUUAAAUGCAAAAUAGUUGGGGCAAAUGUUGCUGCGAGAGUCAAGGUUAAGUCAUAUAGUAAGAAGACAAAGCCGGAAAUUCUUCCUGUUUUACUUUGCAUGCACUUUGCCUCUGCAAACCCAGGACAUAAGGACGUUAGGCGCCAGGAAGCAGCUCUUGGAACUUAAAACAACAACCCAUGUGAACUGGAAUGCACAUCGUAGCUCUCACCACUCAUUUGAUUACAAAGCCCUUUCUGUUUCUAAAUAAAAGCUAUGCCUUUCAAACCUGAAGUCCUGCAUGUUGCAAGCGUGGAAAUGCAGCUAACGGCUGCAGUGUCAUUUCUGACCAUUCUGCAGGAAGAAUCAAUGUCAGUCCAUACCUAUGCACACUCCUUUCUGCAAGUCAUUCUCCUGCACCUGGAGCACAGGGACACAGGUGUCAGCAAUGCAUGGCUGGAAACACUUCUCUCUGCAAUAGAAUUAUUACCAAAAGAAACUCUGAGGCAUGAGAUUCUCAAUCCACUUGUUUCCAAGGCACAACUUUCUCAAACUGUCCAGUCGCGUUUAGUUAGCUGUAAAAUUUUAGGAAAACUAACCAACAAAUUUGAUGCCCAUAGCAUUAAAAGAGAAAUACUUCCCCUGGUAAAAUCACUCUGUCAAGAUGUGGAAUAUGAAGUUCGAUCUUGUAUGUGUCGGCAGUUAGAAAAUAUAGCUCAGGGCAUUGGGACAGAACUGACAAAGAGUGUGGUGCUCCCCGAGUUAAUAGAACUCUCUGGGGACGAGAGUGGCAGUGUGCGGCUUGCUGCUUUUGAAACCUUGGUUAACAUGCUUGACAUGUUUGAUACAGAUGACAGAAGUCAAACUAUACUCCCCUUAGUGAAAUCAUUCUGUGAAAAAUCUUUCAAAGCAGAUGAAUCAAUUCUUAUUUCUUUAUCUUUUCAUUUAGGAAAGCUAUGCCAUGGACUCUAUGGAAUUUUCACUCCAGAUCAGCACUUGAGAUUUUUGGAAUUUUAUAAAAAACUUUGUACGUUGGGUUUGCAACAAGAAAAUGGCCACAAUGAAAACCAGAUUCCAUCCCAAAUUGCAGAGCAGGAGAAGAAAUAUACUUCAGUACGAAAGAACUGUGCUUACAACUUUCCGGCCAUGAUUGUUUUUGUUGAUCCUAAAAACUUCCACAUGGAACUCUAUUCUACAUUCUUCUGCCUUUGUCAUGACCCUGAAGUACCAGUCAGAUACACUAUUGCUAUUUGCUUUUAUGAAGUAUCUAAACUUCUGAAUUCUGGAGUAUAUUUAAUACACAAAGAACUGUUAACACUAUUACAAGAUGAAUCACUGGAGGUACUAGAUGCUCUUAUAAAUCACCUCCCAGAAAUCUUGGAACUUAUGUCUAUUGGUGGAGAAAGCAGUGUUCAAGAAAAUAAGUUAUCUUCUCUGCCUGACUUGAUUCCUGCACUCACGGCUGCUGAGCAGCGAGCUGCAGCCUCUCUGAAGUGGAGGACCCAUGAGAAGCUGCUGCAGAAAUAUGCCUGUCUGCCUCACAUCAUAUCGAGUGACCAGAUUUAUUACCGUUUCUUACAAAGAAUGUUUACCAUCAUGAUGACAAAUAAUGUCUUACCUGUCCAAAGAGCAGCUGCACGAACUCUGUGCAUUUUUCUACGAUAUAAUCGUAAACAAGAGCAGAGGCAUGAAGUCAUUCAAAAAUUAAUUGAACAGUUGGGCCAAGGGAAGAGUUAUUGGAAUAGACUUCGGUUUUUGGAUACCUGUGAAUUUAUCAUAGAGAUCUUUUCCAAAUCAUUUUUCUGCAAAUAUUUCUUUCUACCUGUUAUUGAACUAACCCAUGACCCUGUAGCAAAUGUCAGAAUGAAACUUUGCUACCUGCUGCCCAAAGUGAAAUCAGCUCUGAAGAUUCCUGCAGACAUGCAUCUCCUCCAGCAGUUAGAAAUGUGUGUGAGAAAACUCCUGUGUCAAGAAAAGGAUAAAGAUGUCCUGGCUAUUGUGAAAAAAACAGUAUUGGAGUUGGACAGAAUGGAAAUGUCUAUGGAUGUGUUUCAGAAAAAAAAUUAUGAGAAAGAUUUGUUGGAUCAAGAGAAAGAAAGAGAAGAACUGAUGUUCUUGGAAAUGGAACAGCUAGAGAAGGAGAAGCAUCAGAAUGAUGGGCGGUCGAGUGACAAAAGCUUUGAGAAGAAACGCAGAGACUCUAGGACACCAAUGCAGAGCCUACCCAAGAACAUCCCCAUUUCUGUUCCUGGACCGUCUUCUACUGCUCCAUCAACAAGCAAAGAAAUCAAGAAAUCCAAAUUGAUUCGAAGCCAAUCUUUUAAUAAUCAAGCUUUUCAUGCAAAAUAUGGUAACUUAGACAAGUGUGCUAGUAAAAGCUCCACCUUAGCUCACACGCCUUCUGUCUCAGGGCUGAUGAGGACUGCCAUGCUUUCACUAACUGAUGACUCAUUCCGGACUCGCAAUACCAGUAAUGUUCCAGCUUCCUUUCCUCCUAAUCCUGUCUUGCCCAGUACUUCCCGUGGGACAAGUAACACAGCUGAUCCAAAGAGCAGUGGAAGUAAAGAUGCACAGCCUCGGAAGGCUACCUUAAAAUCUCGAAAAUCCAAUCCUUAAGUCAGCAGCUUGGUGAAGGAGGUGAGCAGUCAGCAGAGACUGUGAUGGUGGAGAAGGCUCCAGUGAUGGCCGGGCGUGUUAAAGAGUGGAGGGAGAGAGGAACAUCAUGCAGCUGAUGGAAACUUACCUCAUUUGGAAUUAGAUUCCCUAGGAGGUAUGCCAUGUUUUAGUGUGGGCUCUGAAUCUCAUUGUUCCAGGGCAGUGUAGUGAGCUCCAACUUGAGGUGUAUCAUCAGACUGCAAAACAGACAUGCCUGGCUCUGUGGGAAGCUGGCUGUUGAUUACCUAAAUUGUACAUUUAGAAAUUCCAUGGCAGUCUGAAUUUGCUGGCUGUUCCUUGGGUAGCUACUUGGGCAAGGACACAGGAGGUAAGGAAAGCACUGUAUUUCCUCAGAGCUCUCUAAGUCGAGCAGACAAGUCAAACCGAACACUGUGGUCCUAUGGGUGCUGGGAUUCUGUGACAGUGUCAGCACCUGGACGACCCCAGUCUAGAUUUGGCCAUGAAAAUCUGCAAAGAUUCUUGAAAAAUUUAGCUACAAAUACCUUAAAAAUGAUAGAUUAAUGAUUUCCUUAAUUCCUAGAAUUUAUUUUAUAAAUGCUUUGUUUACAUUUUGGAUUGUAUCUGUCCUUAAUUUCAAAUGAUGAAUCUAGUUUGAAUCAGCUGUUAUUCCAAGCUAUCAUGCUCAUGCUACGUCAACAGCACCCAUUUGUACUAAUGCUAAUACUUCCAUCAAAAUUUGCCUGUGGAACAUAGAUUGUCCUUAACUUUAAAAUGUCGGCUCCUGAGAUAGAAUGUAUGAAGCUAUUGUCAGCUUCUCUAUUUCAAGUGCAAUCAGCAUAUACCUAUAUUGAUAUCAGAAAAUACUUGUUUUUUAAAGAUAUAUUGAUGUAUGAUAAAGAUGAUCUAAUUUGUGGAUGCAUACAUGUGCGUGGUUACUUUUUAUAAUGUGAAAUGGAUAAUGAGCUUGUUUAAAAUAAAGCAGAGGUGAAUGAGCUACCA